GGGGGGCGAGCCGGUGCGGAUGUCCCCGUGAUGAUGCGCUGCGCUUGGGCCGUGCGGGCCGCCGCUGUGGCCGGGAGGCUGCGCGGCCCCCGCGGCCCCGGGGCAGCCCGCCGGCUGGGCAGCAGCGCGCGGCGCGGGGCGGCGAGGGCCGCCAGCCCGGGGCGCCUGCUCAGCACCGCCUGGGCGCCCGCCCGGCCGGCCCCGGAGGAGGCUGCGGGUGCCGAGGACGAGGCGCAGGCCCCCGCACCCGAGGAGCCGUCGUGGAGGCCGCCUCCCGCACCCCCGGAGCCCCCGGAGCCCCCCGGGCCCCCGGGCGGCCACAGCCUGGUGCAGCGGGACAUCCACGCCUUCCUGAACCAGUGCGGCGCCAGCCCCGGCGAGGCGCGCCACUGGCUCUCCCAGUUCCAGACCUGCCCGCACUCCGCCGACAAGCCCUUCGCCGUCAUCGAGGUGGACGAGGAGGUGCUCCGGUGCCCGCAGGGCGUGUCCAGCCUGGCCUUCGCGCUGGCCUUCCUGCAGCGCAUGGACAUGAAGCCGCUGGUGGUGCUGGGGCUGCCCGCGCCCACAGCGCCCUCUGGCUGCCUGUCCUUCUGGGAGGCCAAGGCGCAGCUGGCGCAGAGCUGCAAGCUGCUGGUGGACGCGCUCCGGCGGAACGCCGCGGCGGCCGUGCCCUUCUUCGGCGGCGGCUCGGUGUUGAGCGCCGCGGAGCCCGCCCCGCACGCUAGCUACGGGGGCACCAUCUCGGUGGAGACGGACCUGCUGCAGUGGUGCCUGGAGUCGGGCAGCAUCCCCAUCCUGUGCCCCAUCGGGGAGACGGCGGCGCGCCGCUCCGUGCUCCUGGACUCGCUGGAGGUGACGGCCACGCUGGCCAAGGCGCUGCAGCCCACCAAGAUCAUCUUCCUCAACACCACGGGCGGCCUGCGCGACAGCAGCCACAAGGUCCUGAGUAACGUGAACCUGCCCGCCGACCUGGACCUGGUGACCAACGCGGAGUGGGUGAGCUCCAAGGAGCGGCAGCAGAUCCGGCUCAUCGUGGAAGUGCUCAGCCGCCUGCCCCACCACUGCUCGGCCGCCAUCACCGCCGCCAGCACGCUGCUCACCGAGCUCUUCAGCAACAAGGGGUCCGGCACCCUCUUCAAGAAUGUGGAGCGGAUGCUGCGGGUGCGCAGCCUGGACAGCCUGGACCAGGGCCGCCUGGUGGACCUGGUCAACACCAGCUUCGGCAAGAAGCUCCGCGAGGACUACCUGGCCUCGCUGCGCCCGCGGCUGCACUCUGUCUACGUCUCCGAGGGGUACAACGCUGCCGCCAUUCUGACCACGGAGCCCGUCCUGGGGGGCACCCCGUACCUGGACAAGUUCGUGGUGAACUCCAGCCGCCAGGGCCAAGGCUCCGGCCAGAUGCUGUGGGAGUGCCUGCGGCGGGACCUGCAGACGCUUUUCUGGCGCUCCAGAGUGACUAACCCCAUCAACCCCUGGUACUUCAAGCACUGCGAUGGCAGCUUUUCCAACAAGCAGUGGAUCUUCUUCUGGUUUGGCCUGGCCGAUAUCCGAGACUCCUAUGAGCUGGUCAACCACGCCAAGGGGCUGCCGGACUCCUUUAGCAAGCCAGCGUCCGACCCAGGCAGCUGACCCUCACCGCCAGCCCUGCAGGCCCUGGGGCGGCCAGGGUGGACCAAAAGCCAUGUCUGCUGGAGGUGACUCCGGCGGCUACCGGCUGGACCAGGUUUGUUGGCGCGUGAUCUGGAGGAGGAAGCAGCCCCUGCCCUGCUCUGCCUGAGGCGGGAGGCGAAGUGGGACCAGCACAGCAGAGUCCACCCGGGACCUCCGCGUGCUCCAAAGCCACCCCCAGGCGGCCUUACAUGUUCAGUCUAGGGAUCUGGGGGGAGGGGGGUCUGCCUCCCCAGGCUCUACUCAGGGCUCAACUUAGAGUAGGUCAGUUUCUGUGGCUUCUGUGCUGUGUUUUGAGGCUCCCUUGUCCAAAGCACAGCCCUCUCUGCCUGAUCUUCACCGCUCGUUUUCAUUCCUUUGGGUGUUGCAACUUUUCAGGAGGCCUUGAUUAAAAUGAAAAUACUCGUCUGAGUCAGCUCACACUUGAAAGGAGCAGUGGCUCUCUGGGAGCAAGAUGUUGUGGGCUGGGGUCUCAGGGGGAUUCUAGAAAGACCGAGGGGCUAAGCGCGAUGGAGAGCCCCCACCAUGUCCCUCAAGGCAGCCCCCAGAGGGGCUCCCCUGCUCCUAAUGGAAACACCCUCCAUCCCACAGGCCAGGCCGGGCCGCCCAGCUCCCUUUCAGGCAGGGCACAGAAUCCCCCCCCCCCCCCCCGCCUCUCCGCCUCCCCCAGCCCCCUAGAGGUGUGUCCCCAUCUUUGUGGGAGCAGACAGGCAUAGCCCAAAGCUGGAGGUUUCAUUGAAUACUAUGUUUGACCCCAUGAUGUCCCAGGUACCACACUGGUUGCUGGGACUACCUCCUGCCAGGAGGUGCAUGGAUGAGAAGGAAGAGGGUCCAUUAAGAGGCCACCGUAGCUCAGCAGGGACAGUGAGAACCAAACCCCCCGAGCAGCCUGUCUCCCCUCAGAGGGUGAUGUUCAGUAUGUAUACUCUGGGCGAUGGCAUUACAGCCUGACCUGCAAUCCAACUCUGUGGCUGCCAAGCUGCUUACCUUUUCCGAGUCUCCAUUUUCUUAUCUGUAACAUGUAAACCCCUUGGCCUCUCCCUCAAGGUUGCUCUCACCAAGGAUUUAUUCAAAAACAGCUGGUAUCAAAUGGGGAGGAAAAAUAAGCUCUAAGAUGGAAUGAGGUGAGAGGUCAAAAGAAUAUGCUACAGAGGAUUAAGGGAUCCUUGAAAAGAGCCAAAGGACUGUGGGAACGCUGAAUAGGGGGAAGAUUACGGGAGGGCCUGGAUGGAGCUUAACCAGAUAUGUUCUUUCAAGAAACCCCAGAUCAAUCCCAGGCAAUGGCAAAGUGCCCCAUGGGGAGAACAGAGAAGCAAAGCCAAAUGUCUACAUAAAAUGUUUAUUUUUGGA
Pipistrellus kuhlii (Kuhl's pipistrelle) is the source of this 3018-nucleotide messenger RNA. RefSeq names its product N-acetylglutamate synthase (gene NAGS). The coding region runs from base 31 to 1629 and encodes 532 amino acids. Lineage: Eukaryota; Metazoa; Chordata; Mammalia; Chiroptera; Vespertilionidae. Gene Ontology annotation, cellular component: mitochondrial matrix. Gene Ontology annotation, biological process: L-arginine biosynthetic process; glutamate metabolic process. The record is from RefSeq and is a predicted model, not a curated record. Gene Ontology annotation, molecular function: arginine binding; L-glutamate N-acetyltransferase activity, acting on acetyl-CoA as donor. The transcript has 7 exons.